Polychytrium aggregatum is the source of this 2836-nucleotide messenger RNA. RefSeq names its product protein-tyrosine phosphatase-like protein. The transcript has 3 exons. Gene Ontology annotation, biological process: protein dephosphorylation. Bases 231 to 2747 code for a protein of 838 amino acids. Gene Ontology annotation, molecular function: protein tyrosine phosphatase activity. The record is from RefSeq and is a predicted model, not a curated record. NCBI's taxonomy places the organism in Eukaryota, Fungi, Chytridiomycota, Chytridiomycetes, Polychytriales.
GUUCCGUUUGCUCGCUUCUGAUCCCCCCCCCUCUUCCCCUGUGUCUGCAGGAGCCGUCCAAGAACAGCAACAGCAGCAGCAACAGCAACAGCAACAGCAGCAGCGGCAGCGGCGCUGAGACUAGGCCCGAGGCCGGCCCCGACCCGCUGCAGUUGCCGGCCCUGCAGCAGAUCACCCCACUGUCGAACUCGGUGCUUGCGCCGCUCACGACCGAGUGCUCGCGCUUUUACAUGCCGUCUCUGUACGAUCUCGGCAGCAGCAGCAAGCCCCAGAGUCCGCCAGCGCAGGCGAGCGAAUUCCAGCCCUGUCCCGACCAGGCUUCCCUGUCCUGUCCCGUCCCUGCCGCUGGACCACAACAGUCCCUCGAAUCUGCCGCCUCCGCAGAAGCCUCGACCCCAUCUGCUCCUGCUGCCUCGUCUGCAGCAACAGCCUCCCUUGGACCCGCAACCUCCCACGACAGCGUUGUCUCGGUCGACUCCAUCACCUCGUCGAUCGAGCUUGUCUCCGCUGUGCCUGAGCCUGUUUCUGCAUCUUCACCGAUACCGCCUGCUCCCCUCCAAGCGCCGCCGUCCUUCCUGGAUUUUGUUAGCAGCUUGACCGGCUUCCGCCCCCCGAACCCCCCGGAGCCAUCGGAGCCGUCAGAACCGUCAGAACCCCUGGAGCCUUCGCGGAAUUCAUCAUCCACAGAACGCCCAUUUGCCCCUGCACAAGCCUUGAUGUCCGCAACCAUCACCGAGAAUGUCCUGGCACACUAUGCGAGCCCCGGUAUCUCGCCCACAAGCUCCCCCGAGCCGUCAAAACCGUCGACCGGAUACGACGACGUCCCAAAGCCAAAGACGCCUCCGCCGACACCCCCGUUUCCCGACCAGCCUCUUGCCACCAAUCGCCAGACGCCUUCGCGCCUGUACUUCACCGUCGUCGGCAGCGACGUUGACAACUACACCUCCGAGAGCACCGACAGCGACGAGGACGCCACCACCAACAGCGCCAAGCUCGAGUAUUACGCCGAGGCAGCCCGCCAGGCGGCCCUCGAAACCACCCAGUGGUUUUCAAGCUCGGACCGCAAAGACAGCAGCGCCAGUACCCGCAGUGGCUCGUCCAUCUCCUCGUCGAUUCCUGUCCGACCCAUGUCAGUAGACCAGGCUCCACAUGAGCGGCUUCGUCCGCGCGGCUCCCUCGCCAGCCGCCGGUCGUCGUCGGUCGGCUCCAACCGUGGCCUGCAGCCGCCGCGCCUCAACCUCAGCAACGUCAAAGCCCAAGGCGCCAAGGAGGACAGCCCCAACUCGGGCAGUAGCAGCAAGCCUGGCACCCGCCUUUCCCGACUGGGCGCACAGCUCCACCUGGAUCAACUGCCCAUCUGGCUGGAGACUCUGUGUGCCAUGGAUCCAUCCGAGUGCGCCAAGCGCCUCCGCUCCAACUUUCGCGAUCUGGAGGAGUAUCAGUCCGAAAACCUCAGGUCCGACUCGAAGCGCUUUCUCUCGGGCAUCUCGAGCGAGCGUGAGAACCUUCGCCGCAACCGGUACAACGACAUUGUCCCCUUCGACUGCAAUCGGGUCGUGCUCAAGACGCUCUCGAACGGAUCCGACUACAUCAACGCCUCGCCCAUCACGCUCCGCCACUCGGGCCAAGUUGGCUACAUUGCCACCCAGGGCCCGCUCGCCCAGACCUUUGGCGAGUUCUGGCAGAUGGUUUGGGAGCAGCACUCACGCGUCGUGGUCAUGCUCACCAAGGAGGAGGAGCGCGGCCGCAUCAAGUGCCACAAGUACUGGCCCGACUCGGUUGGCCGGCCUCGCAAGUACGAACUCGGCAUGGGCGUGCUCUCGGUCGAGCUGUUGGAGGAACGGCUGGUAUCGAUGCCGCUGUUCCCGGACGUGACCCCGACCACGGCCAAGGACGACGGCGACAGCCUGAGGAGCGCCGGUGCCCUCAGCCUCGAGUCGCCCGAGCACUCGACCGUCCAGCGCGACUUUCGCCUGUCGCUCGUCCAGAACGGCCAAGAGUCCGAACGACGGGUGACCCAGCUCCACUUUACCGGCUGGCCGGACCGCAAGCGCAGCCAUUCGAACGUUGUGCUGGCGCUCAUCGAGCAGGCCAACUCCCUGCAGAGCAGCUACGCUGGCGAGGCCGCUCCGGGUCCGAUUGUGGUGCACUGCAGCGCCGGCUGCGGCCGCACCGGGGCGUACAUCUGCAUCGACAGCGUUCUGCGCCAGCUGCGGCGGCUGCCGCAGUCCCUGCGCAGAGAGCAAGCCGACGACGCCAUCUUUCGGACCGUCAAGCGCCUGCGGGACGAGCGCAUCGGCAUGGUCCAGACCUUUGACCAGUUUGCGUUCUGCUACGAAGCCGUCGUCACACAGCUGGGAUACUGGCAGAAGGGAUACGACCGCCCCAACGAUAACGAUGCCGACGACGGCCUGGCGCUGGACAGCCAACUCGCCGAGCCGGCGCCCACCACGCCGCGCCCCAGGCUGGUGAUUGCCGCCGACCAAGCCAGCAGCGACGACUCUGCAGGCGACGCCCACGAAGACCUGGCCGCCAGCAAGAAGACGGGCAAGUUCAAGGGCAAGGCGCGGCUGGUGACCGUCAGCCCCGACGAGGUUGUGAUGCCGCAACCACGAUUCAAGGCCCGUCUGCUGCGCGAGAUGCCCGACUCGCCGCUGGAGCUGUCGACACCGUCGACGCCGAGCGGCGAAGAGCGGUCGUUCUCGUGGGACCAGGUGCAGAUCGUCUCACGCAGCCAUGAGGAGUAGACGGCCAGGACCAUGUUCGCAAGCACCUCCAUCGCGGUUGCAGUUGAAGUUGAAGUUGAAGUUGAAGUUGUACUUGUACUUGUCGCCGC